This is a messenger RNA of Strongyloides ratti, 318 nucleotides long. RefSeq lists its product as hypothetical. The transcript has 2 exons. Lineage: Eukaryota; Metazoa; Nematoda; Chromadorea; Rhabditida; Strongyloididae. The coding region runs from base 1 to 318 and encodes 105 amino acids. The record is from RefSeq and is a predicted model, not a curated record.
AUGAAUUUUAUCAAAGCAACAAUUUUCUUUGCUGUUCUUAUCAGUUAUUCAAUGUCAAUGUCUAUUGGUAACAUUUAUUCACAAUCUAAUGAUGAAUCAGGAUUAAAAAAAAAUGACAUGCAACCAUUAGUUUUUUCAGAAUCUACUGACAAUAAAUUAUCAGCUGUAAAAAAAAGUUUAAUGUUUAAUAAUGAGGCAGCUCUUCGUCUUCGAAAUCUUUUAAGAAGAAAUACUGAAUACCCUAUUAUGAAACUUAAUUCAAAUAAUGUUCCAAUACCACAGGCAUCUUUUUAUGGUGGAAUGCCUAUAGUUUUUUAA